GUAAGCUUCUAAUGAACUGGAGAAUGGCACAACAGCUGCGCCAACAGAAAGAGACAUGGUUUGGAAAGGGGAAGUUUGAUCAUGUUUAGAUACAGCCAAUCAUUUGCAGCAUUUCAUUUUUAUUACAGUUGCCGAGAGUCUGAGCCUUGUUUUCUCUUCUUAUAUAAUUAAUGGUUGGCAUCAUCAGUGGAUUGCUCCAUUUCGCUUGUCUCCUGUUGCUUGAAACUUCCAUGGCUAAGAAAGGUGUGCCACUGUCUGAGAUGGCAACUUCCGACACCCAUGGAGAAGACUCUCCUUACUUUGUUGGCUGGAAGGUAUACGAUGAAAACCCUUAUGAUGCCGCAAGCAACCCCUCAGGAGUCAUUCAGAUGGGAUUGGCAGAGAACCAAGUUUCAUUUGAUCUACUAGAAGAUUAUUUGGAGCAGCAUCCACAAGAAUUUGGCUGGGGAUGUGGAGUAUCGAGCUUCAGAGAGAAUGCUUUGUUUCAGGAUUACCAUGGGCUCAAAACUUUUACAAGGGCAGUGGCACUUUUUAUGGAGCAAAUAAGAGGAGGAAGGACACAAUUUGAUCCUCAACACAUCGUUCUCACUGCGGGAGCUACCGCGGCUAAUGAGCUGUUGACCUUCAUCUUAGCAGACCCCGGAGAUGGUCUACUGAUUCCUACACCUUAUUAUCCGGGGUUUGAUAGAGAUCUAAGGUGGAGAACAGGUGUCAACAUCAUUCCAGUCCACUGCAACAGCUCAAAUGGAUUCCAGAUUACUCUCCGGGCCUUGGAAGAUGCGUGUGCCGGAGCAGAAUCCAUGAAGGUUAGAGUCAAAGGACUCCUCCUCACAAACCCAUCCAACCCGUUGGGGACUGCAAUCACCAGACCUGUUCUUGAAGAGAUACUGGACUUCGUGGCGCACAAGGGCAUCCACCUGAUAUCAGACGAGAUAUACUCAGGCUCAGUGUUCUCCUCCGACGAGUUCGUAAGCAUGACGGAGAUCGUCGAAUCUCGCGGCCAUCAGGAACGCGAGAGAGUUCAUAUCGUGUACAGCCUCUCCAAGGAUCUUGGGCUACCUGGAUACAGAGUGGGCACGAUCUACUCGUACAACAACGAGGUGGUGACGACUGCGAGGAGGAUGUCCAGCUUCACACUCGUGUCAUCCCAGACGCAGAAGAUGUUGGCGUCACUGCUGUCGGACAAGGAGUUCACGGAGAACUACCUCAGGACAAAUCGAGAGAGGCUUAAGAAGAGGUACGAGUUCGUGGUGGAAGGGCUAAGCAAUGCUGGGAUCAGGUGCUUGCAAGGGAACGCUGGUCUGUUCUGCUGGAUGAAUCUGGGAGAGUUACUCGAAGAGCCCACAGUAGAAGGAGAGCUGAGUCUUUGGAACUCGAUGUUGCAUGAAGCAAAGCUUAAUGUAUCCCCAGGCUCGUCAUGCCACUGUUUAGAAGCAGGCUGGUUUAGGGUGUGCUUCGCAAAUAUGAGCCAGCAGACGCUGGAAGUUGCACUGAUGAGGAUGAAGGAUUUCACGGAGAAGAUGAAGGCUAAGCAAAUGAUUUCUUCGUUGUAAAUUCCCUCAUGAUUAGAGUCAUGCAUUUGUGUCGGAUGAUUAUAUAGCAAAUUCAUAUACACAUGUUCACCGUGA
Molecule: messenger RNA, 1628 nt
Organism: Musa acuminata AAA Group (dessert banana)
Lineage: Eukaryota; Viridiplantae; Streptophyta; Magnoliopsida; Zingiberales; Musaceae
Product: 1-aminocyclopropane-1-carboxylate synthase 7
Exons: 4
Coding region: 171-1553 (460 amino acids)
Biological process (GO): biosynthetic process; amino acid metabolic process
Molecular function (GO): pyridoxal phosphate binding; transaminase activity
Source: RefSeq, a predicted model, not a curated record